GAUGGAUGCAAAUGGCGUUAAAAAAUCUAUUAUUAAACGUACCAACAACAAACCUUAUUGGGAGUUCAGAUGAUGCAAAUGCAAUGAGAUCUUGGCCAGAAACAAAAGUAACGGAGUCGUGAUGCUCGACCUUAUGACUAUUUAGUAUUUACUGAAGAUAAAAGUAAAAAUUGGAAAGGUGGAACAUGAGUGGAAAAGCAAUCACUAACUCACUUCUACACCAACAAAACAGAGCACAAAACAAAAGCAAAAGAAAGCAAAGCCAAAUCGAAGAGAAAAACAAGGCGAAAAACAUGCUGGGGAACCUUCAAUCACACUCCACUCACAAAACUAUUCAGGCCCUGGGACUCUCUACACUCUUCUUCCUCCUCCUGAUCUCUCUCAAUUACCUUUGUCUUCUCGUCAAAGCUCAUAUCUUCAUAUAUGCUGGCUGCUCUCAGGAAAAGUACGCAUCAAACUCCCCUUUCGAAGGUAAACUCAACUAUUUUCUAGCAUCAGUUGUUAGCUCAUCCUCUCAAGCGUCAUAUAAUACCUAUGCAAUUGGAAAUGGAAGCUCAACGCCACCAGAAGGCACCAUAUAUGGCUUAUUCCAGUGCAGGGGUGAUUUGCAGACUGCUGACUGCUCAAGAUGCAUGGAAAGUGCAGUUAACCAGAUAGGCUUGGUUUGUCCGUAUUCUUAUGGGGCUUCUUUACAAUUAGAAGGCUGCUAUUUAAGAUAUGAGCAUGCUAAUUUCUUGGGGACGCUCGAUACAAGUCUCAGGUUCAAGAAAUGCGGUAAAAGUGUUAAUAACGAUGUCGAGUUCUUUAGGCGUAGAGAUGAUGUUCUAGCUGACUUGCAGGCGGCUAUUGGUUUUAAAGUCAGUUCAUCGGGUUUGGUUGAAGGGUUUGCUCAGUGUUUGGGGGACUUGAGCUCAAGUGAUUGUUCUUCUUGCCUUGGGGAUGCUGUGGGGAAAAUGAAGAGUUUAUGUGGAUCAGCUGCAGCAGCUGAUGUGUUCUUAGGGCAGUGUUAUGCUCGAUACUGGGCAUCUGGCUACUAUGUUGAAUUCUCUCCAGAUUCCUCCGACGAAGAUGAUAUUGGAAAAACAGUAGCCAUAACCGUCGGUGUAUUAGCAGGUCUAGCCUUUUUUAUCGUUCUUCUCUCAUUUUGCCAAAAAGCAAUGGAAUGAGAUGACAAGUUUUAGGAGGAUAUAAAACCCUGCCCUGCUCGCAAGUUUAGACUGGGGGAGAUGCGGUUUUUUCAAGAGAACUGGUUAAUAUUGGCUUUUUACAUAACCAUGGCACCUUUGUCAGCUAC
This is a messenger RNA of Durio zibethinus, 1294 nucleotides long. Its product is annotated as plasmodesmata-located protein 8-like. Gene Ontology annotation, cellular component: plasmodesma. Lineage: Eukaryota; Viridiplantae; Streptophyta; Magnoliopsida; Malvales; Malvaceae. The record is from RefSeq and is a predicted model, not a curated record.